AUGCUGGGAGUGUAUGAAGAUCUGCUGAAGAAGGGGACUUCCAUGGAAGAAGAGGCUGAGGAUGAGAUUGAAGACAUUCAACAGGAGAUUCAGGUACUCAGCCAAUGCGACUCUGCAUAUGUGACAAAGUAUUUUGGCAGCUACUUGAAGGGGUCGAAAUUGUGGAUUAUCAUGGAGUAUCUUGGUGGUGGCUCGGCACUCGACCUCACGAAAAGCGGCAAAUUAGAUGAAUCACAGAUCGCCGUGAUAGUCCGUGAGAUUCUGAAGGGCUUAGAGUAUCUGCACUCGGAAAAUAAGAUUCAUCGAGACAUCAAAGCGGCCAACGUGCUGCUUCACGAAUAUGACGGCGGGGUCAAGCUGGCCGAUUUCGGGGUGGCCACUCAUCUUUGGACAAUCAGUGGGAAAAAGGCGGAAACAUUUGUCGGCACCCCAUACUUCAUGGCUCCGGAAGUGAUCACGCAGUCGCGAUAUGACGAUAAGGCCGAUAUCUGGUCACUGGGGAUCACAGCAAUCGAACUUGCGAACGGUGAGCCCCCUCACUCCGAUCUCCAUCCAAUGAGGGUGCUAUUCCUAAUUCCGAAAAAUCCGGCGCCCCAUCUGACCGGUUCCCAGUGGACAAAAGGUUUCAAGGAUUUUGUGGAAGCCUGUCUAAAUAAGGAUCCGGAUCAGAGACCUGCCGCUAAAGAACUCCUGAAGCAUCCCUUUAUCCGCAAGGCCAAGAAAAAUUCAGUCCUGCUUGAGCUCAUCGAAAGGGCACAAGCGCACAGGUGGGGG
Mesorhabditis spiculigera is the source of this 774-nucleotide messenger RNA. The record is from the annotation of a GenBank genome assembly. NCBI's taxonomy places the organism in Eukaryota, Metazoa, Nematoda, Chromadorea, Rhabditida, Rhabditidae.